Molecule: messenger RNA, 360 nt
Organism: Penaeus vannamei (Pacific white shrimp)
Lineage: Eukaryota; Metazoa; Arthropoda; Malacostraca; Decapoda; Penaeidae
Source: RefSeq, a predicted model, not a curated record
AUGCAGAAUCCCAACUUGGGGGUUUCCGAGGCACCAAUAUUGGUCCUUGAAGGCUCCCCCGGACCCGUCUGGAAUGCUCCUUCAAUUCAGCAGCUAUGUCUGUGUCUUCCUCGGGUAUUUCGGGAUUCCACGGAACCGCUCCACACGACCACCAUGCCCACGACCACCACGCCCACGACGACCACCCACGACCAUGACCAUGCCACGACCCCGACCACCAUGUCCACCACAACGACCAUCACAACCACCACGUCAACGACCACCAUGUCCACGACGACCACCAUGCCCACGACCAAGACCACGACCACCACAACGCCACCACCCGCGCCACGAUCCCCGCGCCCGCCCACCACUCGCUAA